AUGCCACCUAAGAAGGACGCUUUCGCCGAUCUUUUCCUGUCAGCGACGGGAAAUUCACAGUCGCUGUCGCUAAAUUCCUCUCUUAACAAUCUUUCCCUCCAUGAUCAAAAACCAAAGCCACAGAAUGCUCCAUGGUCCAACCUCGAUAUCUUAUCGCCCCAAAUGGCCAGUCCACAAGAUACCAAGUCCAACACUCCGAAGCCCAAUGCAACUGAGUUUGAUCCGUUUUCGAUUUUUGACUCCAAGCUUGCUCUGUCGCCAUCUUUAUCUAGUUCUAUGAACCAUUCACCCAGCAUUUCCCAAGCCAGAGUUCUGCCUGGAAUUCAAACGAAUAAUGAAAAACACACUCGGCCAACCGGGGAGAUCUCUCUUUUGGAUGAUGAUUUUACUGAUGCAUAUGUUUCUCCUCCACCCGAGCCCCAGCCACUGCGGCAACCUCGGCCAGAUCGUGAUUUCCAGUCUGUUUCAAAGCCAAUUGCUCAUUCGGUUUCUCAGCCAGUUGCACCUACACCUGAAAGAGCCAAUAUUUCGACUCCAGCUCGCUCGCAGUCGGCACAGGCAAUGGAUGACAGAGAUACGGUAUUGGCAGAGCUAAUAGAUAUUGGAUUUCCUAUUGAGGUUGCCAACAGAGCCAUCGACGAAAUUGGCACGGACCUACAAGCAUGUGUCAAUCAUAUUAUGGGCGGUGGUCAAUCUAGAGGGUCGAACAGCCAACUGAGAAACAAGCAUAGAAAUGAAGAGCGCCAUUCCACCAUGUCUCCGGACUUAGGUUCGUCGUUGCAGGAUAUUUCCUCGGACAUCUUGAAGAAGGCAUCUUGGUUUCUCGACAAGUCAAAGAAGACCGUGAUCAAAAAUAUAAACCAGUUCCAGAACGGCCCUAUACGCGACAGCAAUAACUCAAUGCCUACUUGGAUGAAGAACCAGAGCAAAUACAAGGCUGGAGCCCUUGAAAGAAAAGGAAACGGAGAACUGUAUGAGGAUUACGGAGAAGACGAAGAUAACAUCAACUCAGACGAGAUUCAACGUAUAAUGCGGCAGCAGAGAGAACGUGAGGCUGAGAGACAGAGAGAGAGAUUGGAGAGUAUGAGUAAGUCGUCCUCGGGGAGAUCUUCUCGUAGCUCCAACACUCAAGCACGUUCUGAAGAACACGCUACUCUGGGUCGCAGUUCGCCAGCAGUAGCUCCAGGAAUACCUCCUAGACCUACUCUGACACCUAAUGUUCGUCGAAAUAGAUUGCAGCAACCAGCGGUUGAAUCUAGCAAGGUUGCUGCCACAAAACCUGUGGCUCCUCAACCCACGCCUGCUAGACCCAAGACGCAAGAGCUUGAGGUUGAUCUUCUUGGUCUUGGAAGUGUUCAACCACUUUCUAGAGCAGAGAGAUUCAAACAAGAUUCUGGUGAAGGUCAGACGUACGUUUCCCCCUCCAGACGGAGACCUAACAAGUCCACGAAGCAAAGGAACGCCACAGCGGAAACCUUGAAUGCGUUCCAGCAAUCUGACUUUGAAACUUUCAAGGUCAAAGCCACGACAUCUUUCACUCAGGGAGAUUACGGUGACGCCCUUAGUGCAUAUUCAAAAUGUCUUGAAGCAUUGCCUCCAAAACAUGAGCUUCGUAUUGUGAUUUACUCCAAUCUUGCAAUCACUCAAAUCAAGCUUGGAAAUUACAAGACCGCUAAGGAGCAGUGUGAAGAAGGUAUCCAACUUGUGGGCGAUAGUGCAGACGAUGCGGAGUGGGCAAUCAAUGAAAAGAGCAUAAAGUAUUGGUAUAUCAAAUUAUUGACGAGAAAAGCCGAAACUUUAGAGAUGCUCGAGUGCUUCCCUGAGUCAUUGCAAUGUUACAUGGAUUUGGUAACCAAACAUGGAGUCACAGACAAGAAAGUGAUGGAUGCAAAAAGAAGGAUCAAUAAUAUAGUCAAUCCUCCUAAACCAGUCCCAAAAGCACAGUCCAAGCAUGCCUCGCCAGCACCCAAUGUUCCACUCCCCAAUACUGAGCAAGUGCAAAAAAUCAGACAACAACAUCAGCAAGAAAAAUUACAAGAUGAAAUGAAAUUCAAGCUACAUGACCAGGUCCAUGACAGAAUCGCCGCCUGGACCAACGGAAAGGAAGAAAAUUUGCGGACUUUACUCAUGUCUUUGGACGAGGUGAUUCCAGCCAAACUUGGGUUUCCAUUUUUGCAAAAGAAGAUCACCAUUAGCGAUUUGAUGUUGACGAAGAAAGUCAAAAUCAACUACAUGAAGGUGAUCAGUAGCAUUCAUCCAGAUAAGUUGAGUAAAUUCGACUUGGAGGACCAAAUGAUUUGCCAAGCUGUUUUUGUUGCCUUGAACAAAGCUUGGGAUACGUUCAAGGAGCAGAACUCCUUGAAUUAG
Messenger RNA from Sungouiella intermedia, 2367 nucleotides. The record is from the annotation of a GenBank genome assembly. NCBI's taxonomy places the organism in Eukaryota, Fungi, Ascomycota, Pichiomycetes, Serinales, Metschnikowiaceae.